This is a messenger RNA of Fusarium pseudograminearum CS3096, 867 nucleotides long. RefSeq lists its product as uncharacterized. Bases 1 to 867 code for a protein of 288 amino acids. Gene Ontology annotation, cellular component: mitochondrion. Gene Ontology annotation, biological process: methylation. NCBI's taxonomy places the organism in Eukaryota, Fungi, Ascomycota, Sordariomycetes, Hypocreales, Nectriaceae. Gene Ontology annotation, molecular function: methyltransferase activity; nucleic acid binding. The transcript has 2 exons. The record is from RefSeq and is a predicted model, not a curated record.
AUGUGGAUGAAACAUGGUCGCGGAGAAAAUCGUGGCAUCUGGAUGACCUUUGUCAAAAAAGAGGGCGCGGCGUGCCUCUUCAAAACUGAAGCGUAUACUUUCCACCUGGCAAACCUUGUCAAAUCAGGACAGCUGCUAGGUCAACAAGUAAGGGAAAACGGACACGGUGUUAACCUAAUCGACUUUUGUACAGGAACUGGCUGUAUUCCUCUCGGCUUCUUCUCGUCCCUUCAGCAUUCAGUUAAGAAUAUGACUGUGAGGGGAGUGGACAUCUCUCCAGUGGCUCUUCGACUCGCGCAGGAAAAUAUUGCCCGAAAUGUCGAACUUCAAACAUUGAUCAAGCCAACCAGAAAUAAGAGGCUUGACAUCACAACGGCGAAUGUCUUUAGCGACAGCGACAUGCAACAGCUCGCAGUGACUCGCUGGGACAUUCUUGUAUCUAACCCUCCAUACAUCUCGGAGGACGUCUGGCAUCAUGGUCGCGGACAACUCGGAUACUCAGUCCGAAAAUAUGAACCACGUCUUGCAUUGGUACCGGCUAACAACCUUCCUUGUCCGAGUGGAUGCAACGCAGCGGAUGUCUUUUAUGCUCGGCUUUUGGACAUCUCGGAACUCUUAAAGCCGACAGCGGUACUGCUCGAAAUUGGCGAUGAGGACCAGGCCCUUCGUGUACUGCAACUGUACUUUGCCCACCCGAUUGCACAAAGCUCAAGAGUCGAGGUUUGGCGCGACUGGCCUGAUUUGGAAGGGACAGAGGACCCGGAGUUCAUUGUGGUUGAAGAGUCAAAGGGUGAGAAACAUCAAGUUCCAGUGAAAGGUGACGGCCGCAUACGGUCUGUUUUAAUUUGCAGAUUGGACGAGGUUUAA